AUGAAGUUCGCUUGUCCUCAGAAAGCUCAUGCCAUUCAAUUUGAAUCUGCUUGGGAUUAUCUCAAUCAUCUUCAGAAAUGUCAUCUAAUCAAUGAUAGGAUUAAGGAUUGUGGUGAGACUAGAAAUGAAUAUUAUUUUUGUGCUUCUUGUUUAUAAGUUUUUGAGCUGAUAACUGAGAGAGACAUGCAUUAGCAUCUCUGUAAAGUCGAUAAUUUCAAGUAGUUGUUCAAAGAUGUCAACAAACCAAUUCCUUUAGGUAAAUCUGGAACUUCAAAGAUUCAAGAGCUGAUUAGAUUCUACAAGGAUAUCAUUCAUCCUAAACAACGAAAUACAAUUGAUUCUGAUUAAACAGAAAAAGAUGACUUUUAAUAGGAAAUAAUUGAACAAUCUGAUUCGAGAGCAUUUCUGUCAAAAACUGUGGAAAACAGCUUCAACCCUAAGACCAUGAUCAAGAACUCAAGGUUAACAUUUAGUUUAUUAGGGGGACAUACAAAAAUGGAGGCUGCUUAUUAUAAAUUAUUUAAUAAAUAAGUCAUAGAAUAAAUUAAUAAGGAAUAUCCAUUUAAAAUUACCCCAGAAAGUUUUAAAUUAUUUUUCUAAAAAAAUAACAUUACUCUCAGCAAAGAAUUGUUGAAUGAGGCUAAAGUUUGUGAAUUUUGUGAGUCUAAAAUAGAUCAAAAUCCAGAAAUGUACCUUUAAAUAAUAUAGACCAAUAAUUCAAAAUCAAUAUGGUUGAUGAUUCCUGAAAUUCACAAUCCUGUCAAGGAGUUCGGAUUUGAUGAACCAUGGUGUGUGUUUAAAAUAAUGACUAAAUAGGUUAUUUGUGAAAAAUCAAUUGAUCUAAUUAAAAUAAAGAAAUAGGACCCACUAAUUUCAUAAUUAGAAUAUUAGAUACAGUAGGAGGAACUAAGAGGGAUUCGAUUAAAAUAACAAUUACAAAAUAGUGUUGAUGACCUUGAUUCAGUGUUGAAAUAUUUGACCAAAAAAAAUUAGAAAUUAGAUUAAUAAGAAAAUUUAUUAGUUAAAUUGCAAAUCAAAUUAAGAGAAAAUGACACAAACAAUAAAAAUUUGGUGAGUCAAUAUCUAGCACUAAACAGUAAAAAGCUAUAACAAGCAGAAGAGAAUUUAAUUGGAUUCUAUUAAAAGAUGAAAAGCAUGGAAUCUGAGAAACAAAUUACUAAAUUAGAUGAGUUAAAAGUAGAUUUGAAUGAAAAAGAAUUGAAAUAAAAAAAAUUAAAGGAAAAAGUAAGGUCCCUUUUUGAGGAAAAAGAACAAUUAAUACAAACAUGCAAUGACAAAAAAAAUAAAAUUUAAUAAACAUAGAAAUAAUUAGAAGACAAGAUCGCAAAAGCAUCAGUGACAAGAAAAAAAAUUUAAAAGAUAAAAUAAUUACUUUGCUUCUAAUGCUAAACAAGAGAAAGAAAUGUAAUUUAGUUUCCUUGCUAGCAUUUUUUAUUUUGCGAAUAGUGUUAUCUUAGUAACAUUCAAUAGAAGAACUUAAAAUGCCCUUUAAAAGAAUAGAAUAAAUGCUAAACCGAGAAUCUUAAUAAUAAGUACAAACUUGUUAACAUCUAAAAUGUAUGA
Paramecium tetraurelia is the source of this 1584-nucleotide messenger RNA. RefSeq lists its product as uncharacterized. The record is from RefSeq and is a predicted model, not a curated record. The transcript is spliced from 4 exons. NCBI's taxonomy places the organism in Eukaryota, Ciliophora, Oligohymenophorea, Peniculida, Parameciidae.